Messenger RNA from Clunio marinus, 438 nucleotides. The record is from the annotation of a GenBank genome assembly. Lineage: Eukaryota; Metazoa; Arthropoda; Insecta; Diptera; Chironomidae.
AUGGAAAAUCAAAGGAACACGAUCUCUUUAUCUUUCGCUAUCACAAGCUGCUGUUCUGUUGCAUUAUAUUUGAUUACAAAAUCUUUAUUGGAUCAAACACAGACAGACAACUUCUCUGUUCUAUCUCAAUUCAUGUUCCGCAAUCUUCAAAUGUCUCAACAACAGUCUCGAGAAAUUACUUACAUUUCUUCAUGUUCUCAAAGAUUCAGUUUCAACACAAACAAUUUUCUCCAUACUCAUGAAAAAUUCAUACAACAAGACAAGGAAAGAAAAAAUAUAAAGCGCGGUAGACUUCCCCACAAAAGUUAUGUGCCAUCUCAUCUUUAUUCUUUAUUGUGGCAUGAUGUUCAUAAAUUUUUUUCCACUACUUAUUCUGUUGUAAUUUUGAUGGAUAAGGCAAUUGAAUUUAUGAGUUUAUGUCAUAAAAGCGGUUAUUGA